CAAUGAUAAACAUUUCUGAAACUAGCAGGGAACGUGCGUGAAAGAGGGAAAACCCGAGCCAAUAUGGAACUUUUCUAUGCACUGUGGAUCGGAACCUUCCUGCAGUUUUGCCAAGCCUCCAUCUACACGAAUGACUGGGCCUUACGGAUAAAAGGAGGCGCUAAAUCUGCUAGCGGCAUAGCGGAAAAAUACGCAUUUGUGAAUAUGGGACAGAUUGGACAGCUGAGUUGUCACUACGUCUUUCGCCACAACCAAACGGCGGUGAGGUCCACAGCGCCCAACGUCAAACUGACGGCUGGUGUCGCCAUGGAGACCGAGGUGGAAUGGCUCCAACAGCAGGUGAUCAAGAAAAGAGCGAAAAGAGCUUUAAAAAAUUACUGCAUCUUAAAUAUAUCAACAUUUACUUCUACCCCCCCGGCGACUAAUUUAGAUUCGCCACUAUUUACUUUGCAGCUUUGCAUCGAUAACUCAGAAGGCUGCCGCCCCCCCAUGAACAUCGCUGGGGCCUGGGGGCGGGGCUACACCGGCAGGGGUGUGGUGCUGUCCGUCUUAGAUGCUGGCAUCGAUGGAGAGUAUCCAGACCUGAAACCGAAUUAUGACGCUCUCGCCGGCUUUGAUGCCAACGGACAAGAAGGACAUCAGAGUUCCUCCGAGACAGCCGCCGACUACCAUGGGACUCGGUGUGCAGGGAUGGUGGCCGCCGCCGUGACCGCAAACAGCUCCACGUGCACCGUGGGAGUGGCUUUCCACGCAAAGAUCGGAGGCGUCCGGAUUCUGGGUGGACCGGACGGAGAAGUGACAGACGUGGCGGAGGCGCGAGCGCUGAGUUUCAAAGCGCAACACGUUGACAUCUACUUGGCCAGCUGGGGGCCAGAAGAUGAUGGCACCGCUGUGGACGGACCCGGGCCUCUGACACGCCUCGCUUUGGAGAACGCCGUUCAAACAGGCCGACGCGGGCGGGGCUCUAUUUACGUCUGGGCGGCGGGAAGCGGCGCACAUAAAGGUGACCACUGCGCGUGCGACGGCUACAGCAACAGCAUCUACACCAUAUCCAUCAGCGGCGGCGGCGGCGGACUCCAAAACCAGCCGGACCACCAGGAGAGGUGCUCGUCUACGCUGGCUGCAGCCUCCAACAUGAACGAGAUUGUGAGUAGGGGAUGUAAAUAAUUUUGAAAAAGGUUGUGCGCCACGGCUAAAUGGGGCUCGGCCCUUUCGGUCUCGGCGGCGGCCGGCAUCAUCGCACUCGCCCUGGAGGCCAAUCCUCUGCUCACCUGGAGGGACGUCCAGCACAUCAUCGUUCGCACGUCGGAUACUCGUCAGCUCGUGGCGACCGACUGGCAAAAAAAUGGCGCCGGGUACAAAGUGAGCCACCUGUACGGCUUCGGCCUGCUGGAUGCAGAGAGGAUGGUACUACAAGCGAAGCGAUGGCGGCAAGUCCCCCCGCAGCGUGCAUGCACAGUGAAGACGCCCACUCGGUUGAGGAGAAUACUGGAUGAGGGUGGUACAGUGACAUCGGUGCUGGAGACGUCGGGCUGCUCAGCUUCAUCCCGACGACAGCAGCAGCAGCACGUGGCCUUUGUGGAGCACGUGGUGGUGCGUGUCACAGUGGCUUGCCGUCGCCGUGGCGACCUUUCCAUUGCGCUCACGUCGCCCUCGGGCACCGUGUCACAGCUUCUUGAUAAAAGGCCUCAUGACAACUCCACUGAGGGUUUUCACCAGUGGGAAUUCAUGACAACGCACUGCUGGGGGGAGCAGGCGGCCGGGGAAUGGGCCUUGAACAUCCGUGACUCUCCCUCUGCAGGGAGGGAAAACUCUCAAGCGGGGACGCUGGAUGAGUGGUCGCUGGUGAUUUACGGCACCGCAUGGCCGCCGUAUCCCGCUCGGCGAAGGUCGGCGCGGUCGGCCGAGAUCCCGAAGGACGCCGACUUGGCUGAAGAAUAUGCUGGACCUUGCGACCCAGAGUGCAGCGAGGACGGCUGCGAGGGUCCCGGCCCGUGGCAGUGUGUCACGUGCGCCCACUUUUUCCUUAAGUUCAAGAACAACACAAGGAUGUGCGUGUCCGGGUGUCCGCGGGGAUUCUGGGGUGACAGGCGGCGUUGCAAGCGCUGCUUUGCCACCUGCCAGAGUUGCACAGGAAGCCGCAAUGACCAGUGCACUUCCUGUCAAGCCGGGCAUCAUCUGACCGAGGGGACCAAUACCUGCACUGCCGUUUGCGAGGAGGGCUACUUCCUAGACCGCGAUGCAAACAUGUGCAAGAAGUGCAGCGAGAAGUGCUCGAGGUGCACGUCCUCCAGCAUCUGCACGGAAUGCAAAGCGGACACGAGUUUGCGUGGGAACAGGUGUCAGCGGAGUUGCGCGCCAGGAAUGUACCACGGCGAGGCAGAAGGUCUGUGCAAAGCUUGCCACCGGGUGUGUGCCACCUGUGCAGGCGCCGGUGUGGAGGCGUGCACCCAGUGCGCUGACGGCUACCUGAUGGAGGAAUGGAGGUGCGUCUCCUCCUGCAGCAGCGGCUUCUUCGCCAUAACUCCCGAGAUAGCCGACGGGCGCGGGACGUGUAGGAGGUGCGACGCCAGCUGUCUCAACUGUGUCGGGCCGAGCCGGGCCGACUGCAGCAGCUGUUACGGUGGCCGAAGCCUGCAGGAGGGCGAGUGUGUUCUCCAAACGGCGUGCGCAGAUGGAGAGUACCAGGACAGCGACGGGACAUGUCAUCCGUGUCACCCGACAUGCUUGAAGUGCACGGGACCGCGACACCAAGACUGCAUCAGUUGUGGUGCUUCACACGCUCUGGACGAGGGCCGCUGCCUGGCCGAGUGCGCCCGGGGCAAGUACCAGUCGGGUGGGCGCUGCCACCUGUGUGACCACACCUGUGCUACCUGCGUGGAGGCGGGGCCUAACAACUGCACGAGCUGUGACAAAGAUAAGUUUGGAAUGGAGCGUUACCUCCACCGUGGCCGCUGCGUGGACGCCUGCCCCGGGGCCUUCUACCACACGGAGGAGAAGAGCUGCGAGGCCUGCUCACACCGCUGCACGCUCUGCACAAGCUCGGCCCACUGCCUGCGAUGCAACUCGUCCUACUACGUGUCCGACGGCGCCUGCGUCAAGCUGGAGUGCGGCGAAGGGGAAGUAGAAGAUCCAGAUUACAGCGACUGCAUGGCUUGUGAGGAGGGCUGCAGGCAGUGUGUCCUAUAUAACCCCAGGCAUUGCCUGUCCUGCAAAGAAGGCUUUUACAACUUCCAGGAUGGCUGCUACAAAAACUGCCCUGCCAAGACGUACAACGUGGACGAGGAGAUGAUCUGCGUUCCGUGCGACGACAACUGCGUGAGCUGCGACCAGCACGAGUGUUACUGGUGCGAAACGGACCUCUUCCUCUCAGAGGGAAAGUGUGUCCCCGUGUGCCCCGAGGGUUUUUAUGGGGACGAGGACACCAACGACUGUGAAGAGUGCCACGCCGACUGCGGGUCAUGCAGUGGACCCGAGAACGACGACUGCUUGUCGUGUGAUGGCGACAAAUUGCUGGAAAACGGACAGUGCGUGACCGACAGCGACGUCUGUCCAGUGCUGACCUUUCGUAGCGGUGAUGGAGAAUGUGUAGCGUGUCAUCCAUCGUGUGAGUCCUGCAAUGGAAAAAACAAGAACCAGUGUACCAAAUGUACAAAAGGACGCUUCCUGAGCCCACAGCAAACGUGCGUUUCAAAAUGUCCGCCGGGCUUGUUUGGCGACCGGCUAAGCGGCGAAUGCGAGGCUUGUCCCGCCGGCUGUUUGUAUUGCGUGGACCUCGAGCGCUGCACCCGCUGCCUGAGCCGUCCCACGGCGAUUUUAUUCCUGCAGGACGGCCAAUGCGUCCAGCAGUGUGUCAGAGGUUACCCGGUCGGUCAGGUGUGUCGAAGCUGCGCGUCGGACUGCGCGUCCUGCGAGAAGAACGCUACCUACUGCCUGAGCUGUGAAGAACCACUGCUGCUGCUCAACCACCAGUGCGUGGACGAGUGUCCCGCGGGCCAUACGGUCCACAUCCAGGAGUGCCGACGCUGCCCCCCGGCCUGUGAAGAGUGCAGCCCCCUAGGAGAGUGCACAGCCUGCGAGGAGUACCACUUCCUCCACGAGGGCAAGUGCGUGCUCGACUGCCCCGACCGCUUCUUCGGCGAUAACGAGCGACGGGAGUGUGUGCGCUGCCAUCCCGAUUGCCGCUUGUGCGACGGUCCCAGAAGCGAUGAUUGCGACGCUUGCGUGGACGCUCAGGCCGUGCUGCAGGACGGGCAGUGCGUGAAUGUGUGUCCCGCUCGGACCUUCUUGGACGACGUGACCGGAGAAUGUCAAGAGUGUGACGUCUCCUGCCUCACCUGCGUGGGACCCCUGGCCGGAUCCUGUUCUGGCUGCAGAGAGGGCCAGAGACUGGAGAGCCACGGGCUGGACGCCCGCGGUCACUGCGUGCCGUCUGACGACGAGUGCUCGCCACACGAGUACGCCGACGAGCGUGGGGAUUGCCGACCGUGUCACAAGAACUGCCGCCGCUGCUUCGGCUCGGGAAAGACGCACUGCUCGAGCUGCAAGCAGAGACAUCUUCUGCUCAAUGGCAGCUGCGCGGACGAAUGCCCAACAAGUUUCUACGCUGACCAGUCGUUGCAGAAAUGCCAAGCGUGCCACUCGACUUGUCAGUCCUGUGCCGGGAAGCACAGCCAUGAGUGUCUGGCCUGCAAGGAGCAUCUCUUUCGCCACGGCAACGAGUGCGUGGAGACGUGCCGACUCAAUCACUAUGGCAACCAGGCCACUGGGACGUGCGAACCGUGCGACCCCACUUGCAGCGAGUGUUCGGGGGACGGGCGAUGCCUGAGCUGCGUGCCCGGACUGGUCUUCAUGUCACGGGAAGGCCGCUGCCUUCACACCUGCCCUCGCGGUUUCUUCCGCCACCGAGAAUUUGAUGACACGUCGGCGACGUGCGAGCGUUGUCACGGCAACUGCGCAACCUGUUCAGGAAAGACCUCUCACUCCUGUGACUCAUGUGGGCUUGGUUACCUCCUGUCAGGCAGCACGUGCGUGUCUGUGUGCGACACGGCCAAGUACCCGCUCAUCAAGGGUUCGAGUCACAUCUGCGAGGACUGCGACGCCUCCUGCCUGCGCUGCGAGGGUCCCGGCCCGUCCAAUUGCAGCGCGUGCCCCCCGCACGCCAUCCUUGAAGCCGGGGGGCGCUGUCUCCUUUGCUGCCACGUCUCCGCCGCCGCUCACACGCAGGAUUGCUGCAACUGCACGGAAACAACAGGGAAAUGUGUCCUCAGCACCAACCUGGCAUUCAGGAAUGAGGAGGAAGGAGGGGAAGAGGAGGCAAGGGGCAAUCCCAUGCUUUUCAUCAUCGCGUGCGUCCUUCUAUUAGCCGGACUCUGCGCUGCCGCCUUCCUCUUCAUCCAGCACACUCGCUCCAAAAAGACAUCUUCAGACAAGACCCCAGGUGGCUACGAGAAACUGGGAUCUGGUUCUGCCUCCGGUUCCGGCGGCUACAGCUCCUCCUCGCCUUACUACAAAGGUACGCAGAUGGCGGACUUGGGCCAACGCUACACGGUCGCGAAAGAAGACGAAGAGGAGGAGGAUAUUGUGUAUAUGAGUAAGGACGGAACCGUGUACAGGAAGUUCCGCUACGGGAAACUGGGGGACGACGAUGAGGAGGAUUUGGAGUAUGACGACGAGAGCUACACGUAUCGAUGAAGCGUGGCCUUUGUUUUCCACCUAAAAUGAGAGUUAGGAAUAUCUGGAAAAAACUGGGAAAAUUCUAAACGAUGAAAAAAAUACAGAAGGAAAAAAAAGUAAACUAACCUGUGGAAAUUGUAAUUUCACCAAUCACCACUAGAUGGCAGACGUCUUAGUUGCACUUAAUACUGGCCUAAUUUUUUUUUGCAGAUUUGGAAUGAAUUGCAGGAAACAUAGCAUCUCAAUAAUAUUAAACUUUGGAGUGAGUUGUUUUUUUGUGAAGAAGAAUGACAAAAUGAGUUAUGUGGUUAUUGUGUUUGUUUCGUUAGCUUUUGUACAUGCAUUGAAAAGUGUAUUAUCAAAAUGAAAUAUAUACAUAUUUUGCCCAUAUUCAAAAUAUAGCACUUUUGUCAUACAUCCGUUUAGGAAAUUCGAGUGUUGACAAUGAUUGAAACAGAGGCAAUCACUCAGACACAAGUCUGGUUUAUUGAACUACAAGUGUUUGCGUGACGAGGAGGCUACAUGCACUGCUAUGCACAAAAGGCACACACAAUCACGCACGCACAUUGAUGAGACAUUGUGCUUAUUCAUCAUAAAGACGAUUGUUUGAGGUUUUUUUGUUAAUACUCAUUAUUAGGACAUGCGGGUUGUUGAUUUAUUAGUCCUUUGUGAAGCUAAAUCAUCUACUAUAACCGGAGGAACUCUUCACUGAGAUUUAUUUACUACGUAUGUAUUUUGCUUAUGAUUGACGAUUGUUUUUAAUAUCUUGAACUUUUUCCUGUAACUAAAUAAGACAACAGUAACACUAGAGACAGUUCAGACUUUUUUUUUUUUAAAUAAAAAAAUAAGUAUUCAAUGUCUUAAAGCAUCA
Syngnathus acus (greater pipefish) is the source of this 6547-nucleotide messenger RNA. RefSeq names its product proprotein convertase subtilisin/kexin type 5-like. The transcript is spliced from 37 exons. Gene Ontology annotation, cellular component: trans-Golgi network; Golgi membrane. The record is from RefSeq and is a predicted model, not a curated record. Gene Ontology annotation, molecular function: serine-type endopeptidase activity. Gene Ontology annotation, biological process: peptide hormone processing. Lineage: Eukaryota; Metazoa; Chordata; Actinopteri; Syngnathiformes; Syngnathidae.